AUGCUCGCGGAUGCGUUCAUAAAGGCUCAUGCCGGAGCCAAAAAGGUCCAAGCCCGAAAGGCGGAUAUUUUACGGAUAGCCCAAAGGGACAAUGAGUUACUGCGGGAAUUCGUCAAUCGCUUCCAAAGGGAACGGAUGGAACUCCCACCGUUUCCGGAAGAGUGGGCUGCACAGGCAUUCACCAAAGGGCUUAAUCCCCGGAGCUUAACAGCCUCGUUUAAACUAAAGGAAAAUUUAUUGGAAUACGAGGCUGUGACCUGGGCAGACGUACACAACAGAUACGAGUCCAAGAUUCGGGUGGAGGAUGAUCAGCUAGAACUGCCGCCGGGUCCGGUAAACCUAAGUAAUGGAUCUGAGAGAACUAGAAAAAAUUACGACCCGGAUACACGGUCAUCGAGGGAAAGAUAUCGGCCAUAUUCUCAAUCAGAGAAGACAAGCUUCAGACCGGAAAAGUUGAGAUCUGGCCCCGGUCAAUUCACCAGCAGAGGAGAUAGAAGAACAGAGCGUCCAUCGAAUAGUCGAGGGUUGUCGUUCAGAAGUGACGCCGAAAGUUCGGCAACUAACAGGGACCCACCAAGAAUAUCAGAAUACAACUUUAGUGUCAACACCUCGGACCUUGUCUCGGCCAUAGGCCGCAUUCCGGAAGCAAGAUGGCCGAGACCAUUGAGGUCGGAUCCCGGCCAACGGGAUCCGAAUAUGAUAUGUGACUACCAUGGAACGCACGUUCACAGAACUGAAGAUUGCCGCCAACUAAGAGAAGAGGUGGCUCGCUUACUGAAAAACGGGCACCUUCGUGAAUUCCUGAGUGAGCGGGCAAAGACCCACUACAAGGAGAGGGAGUCGAGCAAACGAAUUGAACCGGUAGAGCCUCAACAUGUAAUCAACAUGAUAAUCGGGGGUACAGAUGCUCCAAGAGGGCCGGUAAUGAAGCGUGCCAAGGUUUUCACUGUUCGAGAAAAGCGCAACCGGGAUUGUGUACCCGAGGGCUCUAUCAAUUUCAGCAACGAGAAUGCAGAAGGCAUCAUUCAACCGCACAAUGAUGCGUUGAUCGUACCAGUAGCUCGGGUGCUCAGUGGGCUCAAUAUGGCGAGUGAAACCACGAAGGGUGAGAUUUCCUUGCCAGUCAACAUCGACGGCACCAUCCAGCAGACUGUGUUCUAUGUAAUCGAAGGGGAUAUGAAAUACAACGCAUUGCUGGGUAGGCCAUGGAUACAUAGCAUGAGAGCUGUGCCGUCUACCUUACAUCAGUUGCUGAAGUUCCCGACUCCGGAGGGGAUAAAAACUAUCCGGGGAGAACAACCUGCAGCAAGGGAGAUGUUUGCAGUCGAAGAAUCAUCGCUCCUACUCAAAGAGCCGGCUCAGAAGGCGGGGUCAUCCGGGGACAAGGAUUCCAAAUAG
This is a messenger RNA of Lycium ferocissimum, 1398 nucleotides long. RefSeq lists its product as uncharacterized. The record is from RefSeq and is a predicted model, not a curated record. The coding region runs from base 1 to 1398 and encodes 465 amino acids. NCBI's taxonomy places the organism in Eukaryota, Viridiplantae, Streptophyta, Magnoliopsida, Solanales, Solanaceae. The transcript is spliced from 2 exons.